Ostreococcus lucimarinus CCE9901 is the source of this 2715-nucleotide messenger RNA. RefSeq lists its product with no specific name. The record is from RefSeq and is a predicted model, not a curated record. The transcript has a single exon. NCBI's taxonomy places the organism in Eukaryota, Viridiplantae, Chlorophyta, Mamiellophyceae, Mamiellales, Bathycoccaceae. Bases 1 to 2715 code for a protein of 904 amino acids. Gene Ontology annotation, cellular component: nucleus. Gene Ontology annotation, molecular function: DNA binding; ATP hydrolysis activity; protein binding.
AUGGUCGAUCCCAAGAAUAAUGUGGGCAUCAUCGUUCAAGACGACGGCGUGGGCAUGGAUCGUCGGCGACUGGUCGGCAUGCUGUCGUUUGGUUUUAGCGACAAGGAACACAAGGCUGGGAACGUCGGGCGGUUUGGUAUCGGUUUUAAGUCUGGAUCGAUGCGAUUGGCGCGAGACGCGUUGAUAUUGACGAAAAGAGAUGGGUACGCCCACGUCGCGUUCCUGUCACAGACGUUUUUAGAUGACGCCGAGCUGGACGACAUUCUGAUUCCGAUGUUUUCGUGGAGGAUGGAGCGAGACGCGACGACUGGCGGCAGGGUUUCAUACGUCGCGAGCGAACCAGCGAAUACGAAAAAAUGGGAUGAACACAUGUCUGUGAUCUUGCGAUAUUCAUUCGUACCCUCGGAGCCACAGUUGAUGCGAGAGUUGGACAAGAUAAGAGGUUCACACGGGACGCGCAUCGUACUUUUCAACUUGCGCGAUCCGCCCGAGUUGGAUUUCACGAGCUACAAGGAUGACAUUCGUCUGGUGGGGGCUAUCCCAGAUGACGAGCGAGCGGUGCGCGGACCGAUUUUCCAACAAUCGCGCGAAGGCCAGCAGGCGUCGAUUGAUGUGCAGGAAGACUAUAGUUUACGUGCUUACAUGGAAAUUUUGUACCUGAAACCGCGGUGCGAAUUCACGCUUCGCGGGCGACCAGUCGUGCCGCGAGACCCGAUCGCGCAUCUCGCGCGAGAAUAUUAUGUGUUUCCGGAGUACAAGCCGCGAGGCUUGGACGCGGGAAUCACGAUUCACAUCGGAUACGCCGCGGAUGAAACUUCGAAGAAGUGUGGGUUCCACAUUUACAACAAGAACCGAUUGAUUCGCAUGCACCAACGCUUCGGUUCGCAGCUGCAGGCGAACACAAUGAUGAAGGAUAUGAUCGGUGUCAUCGAGGCGGACUCCUUGGAACCGACACACAACAAACAAGCAUUCAAGGAGGCCGACAUCACCUAUCAAAAGUUCAAGCGUCAUCUAGUGCAAUGCAUGCAGGAUUAUUAUUUCGGUAUUCAAAGGUAUCGUUUAGCCGGCGGCGGCGGCCGCGGCGCGGGAACGACGUCUUUGAAGCAAACGGCGAAGCGACGAAAACGUUUGCACAAGUCUAGCUCGUUCGACGAAGACGAUGAAGAUGGAGGGAGCGACGGUGCGAAUAAGGCUCCAGCGCCGCGCGGUAGGCCGAAAGGCGGACGUGUCGCGACCCCACUUACCCGCAUCAAGUCGAUUCAUCGCUCUCUCAUGGUACACAAGAACGCGUACAUUUUCUUGCGUCCAGUCGAUCCGGUGUACUGGGAGAUUCCAGACUACUUCGAAGUCAUUAAAAAUCCGAUGGAUCUCGGUACGAUUAAAGAACGCAUCGACGCGGGGUAUUACGACGAGAAAAAUGUCGAGGCGUACGCCGCCGACGUUCGACUGGUUUGGUCCAAUGCGAUGACUUACAACAAAGACGACACGCCAGUGUUCAAGAUGGCGCGCAUCAUGUCAAGAGAGUUUGAGUAUCAAUGGCAAACUAGAAUUGAAGACGAGGAAUUCGUGGUUCCUGCGCUAGCGUCGCACGCCGCAGCGGACGCACGCGGGCCGACAAGAACGGAAACGGACACUGGCGACGCGUUCCACUCCGCACCGACGUCCGCACCGACUGCGGUGUCGCGGCGCGAGAAUUUAAUGCGAGAGGCUCAAGUGCGCACUGCGGUCGAUGAUCAAACGGUCGAGCCUUCGCCUGCUAUUGCCGUUCCUCCACUUUUGGUCAAUAAAGUCGCGGCAGCGGCAGAUGCAAAGAAAACAGUCACUGAGAAAGAAGAAAGCAAUAUGGAGCGUCCUGAUGUCAAAGCAGAGCCAAACCAGAUGGUUCGAGUUCCCAAAGCGCUCUCAACCGUCAUCGAUGAGAGCUUCUUCAAGAUUCUCGAGGAAAAGUUCGUGCAGCUCGAGACAGAACUCGCGGAGGAACGCGCUGCAAAUGCGCGUUAUAUUGAUCAGAAUAUUAAGAGGGGCAUCAACGGCUCUUCCACCGUGAGCGUAGAGGAAAUGAAAUCAUACGCAGGAGAGCUCGAAAGAUUACGAGUACGCGUGCAAACUCGUGAGUUCCAGCUCGACAGUUCGCGCGCGAAAGUACGCGCUCUGCAAGAGGAGAAUGUGCGACUUAGAGAUCGGUUGGAGUUGAAGAAGCCGAAAACGACCGCCGCGAAGCCAGUCAGCGAGGUUCGCGAGACGAAAUUCGCCGUCAGAAACGCGACAGCGAGCGAACUUGAGAAAUUGUACGCGUAUGUCGAAAAGCACGCGCCCAAUAUCGACAUUCGCGGUCGCGGCUGGCGUGUAGACGUGUUUGAGCGAAAAGGUGGACGUCUUGCGGGGACUUCGUACAAAGAAUUCCUCUCACCAAGCGGCCACAAAUUACGUUCGAUGAAAGAAGUGCUCGCUUACGUGGCGAUGAUCGAUGACUAUCGAGCGACUCAUUUUGUCGACAUGAAAUACUCGAAAGGCGACGCCAAACCCACGCAAGAGCAGGGGGGUGCACACCCGCUGCAAACCAAAACGGUUCCGGGCGUACCUGUGGCCGCGCCCGCGCCGAUGGACACUGAUGACGUGGAUGCACCGGCACACGAAGUGCACGCGACUACUUCCAUCGAAGGAACCGUCGAUGAUGCGCAUGCACCGGCGCCUGAAGCGCCCGCGACUACGUAG